Molecule: messenger RNA, 2161 nt
Organism: Mesocricetus auratus (golden hamster)
Lineage: Eukaryota; Metazoa; Chordata; Mammalia; Rodentia; Cricetidae
Gene: Spmap2l
Product: theg spermatid protein like
Exons: 10
Coding region: 1-2007 (668 amino acids)
Source: RefSeq, a predicted model, not a curated record
AUGGAGGAAGGAGGCUUCUCAGAUUCAUCCAUGCUGUCUGGGGUGACUGGUGGGCACAACUCGACAGAAACACACACAGACUCUGAAAUCCACCCGAAGCCCCUUGUGUUCAGGCUCCUGGAGAUGAAGGACGAGCUUGGGAGUGAAGAGGUCGAAGGGGAUGAGGAGGAAGAAACACAAGAAGAGGACAAUGAGUCUGAAGUGUUCACUGAGUCCGGUAAACACUCUAAGACUCACAAAUCCCAUGAGGCCUCCACAUCCUCCAAGUCCUGCAAGGGGAGUGAGUCCCUCCAAUCUCGAAAGACCAGCGAUCCUCCCCAGUCCAAGACCAGCGAUCCUUCGCAGUCCCACAAGACCAGCGAUCCUCCGCAGUCCAAGACCAGCGAUCCUCCCCAGUCCAAGACCAGCGAUCCUCCGCAGUCCCACAAGACCAGCGAUCCUCCGCAGUCCCACAAGACCAGCGAUCCUCCGCAGUCCCACAAGACCAGCGAUCCUCCCCAGUCCCACAAGGCCAGCGAUUCCCUCCAGUCCCGCAAAGCCAGCAAUUCCCUCCCGUCACGCAAGGGCAAUGAGCCCCUCCAGGCCCGCAAGGUCAGUGAGCCUCUUCAGUCACCUCAGGGCCACCGGCAUGGAAAAGGCGAUUUGCUUCCCAACGCAGUGAUUACGACCUCCCCAUCUUUGAUGAUCAGAUACCUACCGCGGCUCCAGCUGGCUUCCUUGAGCGCGCCCGUCACAUGGCAACACCCAAGCAAUUCCUGCCUUGCUCCCGCCACCACCAGACGUCCCCCGCCCCGGGGCCGUUCCCCACCCGAGCCCGUGAAGCCGCUGCGGGUGUCCCCUACCGGAAGAGCGCCACCACCUCGCGCUGCCACCAGAGAUCGCAAAGCUCCACCGCCUGCCGCUUCUGGACGCCCAAAGCCACGCACCUCGGAUACUCAGGAGUGCCAGCCUUCUCCACGGCAGGGGCAUUCACAAACUGUGCCAGUGCGUCUCGGAAAAGGGGAAAGCCAGCGUGCCCGCGGUCACGGAGCCUCUCCUGUGUGCACCGGAGGAAAACGUGGAGGACCAGGGCGUUUUUCACCCAGACCUGCACAGCGCUGUCCGAAAACCGCACACCCUGUUUCCCGUGACCUUGUAAAGAAAUGUUUUUUUUCUAGAAAGAGACUUGAAGAUCUUUCUAGACCGAAAAAGCAAUGGGGAACUCCAGAUAGAAGGUUGUUUUGGGGAAAUCAAGAUCCUAUUCGCCCUGUUUCUGAGGCUGCUUUAAAAGCUCAUCUGACCAAGAGACUUGAGGACCUCGCUCAGCCCAAGCUGGUCUCCCGACACUAUGUCCCUAACAGGGCUCAGUAUUACUACAGCUGCGGCAGAGAGUCUGUGAUUUGGAAGAUCCCUCCUCCUGCGCUGUUUACCCGACCUUCUAAACGGAUCCAGAAGCUCGCAAAACCCAACAGAUUCAAAACACAGUUUCUACCAGAUAGUGAUAAAUUACCGCCAGAGACUUUCCGUUUCUCCAGUCCUUCUCCCCGGAUUCUGCAGCUCUCCAUAGCCAAAGGCACAGAUCCCAACUAUGUUCCUCCUAAAAGCAUUGAAACCAAGAUUUCCUUCUCUACCUUGAGUGCCGUUGCAAGUCCAAGGAUUGUAGACCUUGCCCACCCAAGGAUCAAGAUAGAAGGUCUAUGUUAUGAGAGAGUAAAGAGUGAACUGCCCAUCCGUCCCGUAGCCCCUGCUGCCCUGCUUGCCAAACCUACUGACCGAACCAUAUCUCUAGCAAAGUCCAAACGUGUUCAUGAAGAUUAUCUCCCUGCUCGAGAUGCCCGAUGGCCUGUAUCUUAUGCUGCUGCCCAUUCUCAGGUGUCUAGCAGAAUCCAGCAGCUGGCUAAUCCACCUGCAAGGGCUUCAGUGCAUAUUGUAUACUACGACCCAGACGUCUUUAAAGUCAAGCCUUCUGCUUUGAAAGCACAGUGUUCUCCCAGGGUCAAGGAGCUGGCGGAACCCAUUGUGCGCUAACUUCAGCAAGCCACCCGAGGCUGACACAAGUUACCCAGUUCCAUAUCCAGAACAUGCAGCAGAUGACUUGUUUCCCUGCCUUGGUGUUUACAUCUUACCAAUCUCCUCCUAAAUAUGAGACUUCCAGGGAAUACCAGCGUGAGCUUCAGAUAGG